AUGGUGUCCCAGGUGCUGCAGCUGCUCCGGCAGGGCGUGUGGGCCGCGCUCACCGGGGGCUGGUACCAUGACCCAGAGCACAGCAAGUUCACCAACAGCUGCCACCUCUACCUGUGGCUGUUCCUGCUGCUGCUGCCCCUGGCCCUGCACCUGGCCUUUCCUCCCAGCGCCAUCACUGUAUUUUUUUACUGCAGUUCAGUGACUCUAUUCUUCACAAUAAUCAAAGUGGUCAGCUAUCGCCUGCACCUGAUGUUUGAUAAAGGAGAAGUAAUUCAGCAAAGGCCCUCCAGAAAGAAGGAAAAGCCAAGUAAAAACAAAGAGGCCAGCCGCGAACAUGCAACUAACCACAAAACCCCAAGCCACAUUAGCAGCCACAGGCAGAUCAGCGGUGGCAGCGGCGGCAAGAAGGACGAGGCCGGCCGGCUCUGCUCCACGCCUCCCCUGCGCUGCGGCUCCCAAGGGCGGAGUGCCAGCUCUCGCCACUCUUCCGCGCGGCAGGAGCUGCCAGCCCAGGAAACAGCGGAAGAUCUCAAAGGUGUCAUCCUGGCAGAAGACCAGCCUGCAGCACCCGUGUCCUCUACCUCACCUGGCGUCCAAACGGAAAGCUCACCGCCUUCUAAAGCGCAUGUGCCGGAAUCCGUGACCACGUCCACAACCCCAGCGCAACCAGCCAUGGCAGAAAGAAAUGACGAAGGGAAGGGAAGAGGAGGCAAGGGGCAGCCCCCCUUCCGCCACAGGUCCGAGGGCGGCUUGGCGGAUAAAGGCACCUUGAAGAAGUUGCCACGCCUGUCUUUGUCCCAGCGAGACUUACUAGAAACAGAUGUUUCUUUCCAGCCUUGGGGGAGUGAGAACUCGGUCCUGAUUCCAGAGCCCCUGCAUUCUGCCCGGGGCUCCAUAAGGGAACAGUUGCAAAGCACGUCCCCUCAGGACAGCCUGAGCAGCAGCUGGCCCCAGUGUAACACCGUGGCCGCCAGGCCUGGGCGGGAGCCAGAGGACACCUCCCAGCGCGGGGACGCCUCCCGGGUGGCGGGUCCGCCCUCGACCCGGGAAGGGGACUGCUCGGAGGGCGAGGUCGCUGUUACUCUCAUUGACACCUCUCAGCCUGGAGACCCGCUGAGCCUGCACGAGCCCAUUAAAAUCGUCAUCACCAUGAGCAGUGCGCCGAACUCCAUGACAGACUUGGAAAGCUCACUCCACCUGAAGGCGACUGGCACCGAGAGAGUCGCUUUCGAGUCAGAGGCCGAGCCGGCUACCCCAGGGGGGCCCAGUCCUCCCAACGCGGAGCAGCGAAGAAUUCCAGUCAUCACCCUUGAGCUGUCUGAGGACGAGGGGGGAGCCAGUUCGUGUCCCGAGGGCAGUGGAGAUCAGAGGACUCCAGAGAGGAGGGCCGUGGAGGCAUCCUCUGCUCAGUGUUCGGGCUGCGAGUCUGGGGAGGGGACAGAUGCCACAAGGGGCCGCAGCCCUUCCCUGGGGGACCACUGUGAAACAGCCCCCCUGUUCCCACCCACUGCGGCCCCCAAGUCCGAACAACGAAAGGAGGGCCAGGCCAGCCUUGACCCAUCAUCUUGUAAAACGGGCCACGAGAAGAGACAUGCCCGGGUCCUCAGUGUGGACAGUGGGACAGAUGUCAUCUUCAGCAAAAGUUCCACAGAAAUUACUAACGAUAAAGAGAAAGCAAUACCAACUUCCAAAUCUGACCUCGAGGCGAAGGAAGGGCAAACCCCCAAUGAAUCCAACUUCCUGGAAUUUGUCUCCCUGUUAGAAUCCAUCAAUACUUCCAAGGGGGUGGCACCCAGCCCAAGGAACGGCCCUGCAGAGCCGGACAGAGAAACCGGGCUCCUCAGAGAUAACUGCUCCCAGGAGAAAAAAGAUGAAAUCCUGGAAAGUGAGAAGCCGAACGGACACAAUUCCAAGCAAGAAAAACCGGACGUGCACAGUCAAGAGCACGCCAGCGCCAGCCCCGUGCUCACGGAGCCCGCCACGACCACAGCCCUUUUCCAGGGCAAUAGACAAAGACAGAUAAUCUACAGGGUAACUUCCCAACAAGACAGCUCUGUCUUGCAAGUCAUCAGCGGGCCUGAAACAUCUGUGCAAGAUGAGAUAUCUGCGGACGCUAUGCACGUCUUCAUCGAUGAGCACGGGGAAAUUAGAUCCUGCUACUUAAAGUCUGGAAAUCAGAAAGAGGGCCCCCCGCCACAUCAGCCUUCAGACUACGAGGGUUUCUCUCACGCUGGGGACGUACAGAUCGGCUCCUCCAGCACCACCGCUUCCGAGAGUCCAGACCCUUCUUCCGGGGACCAGGCGGUCAGCGCCCUCCAGCAGCAGCUGCUGCUCAUGGUGGCGCGGAGGACCCAGCCCGAGACGCCACGGCACCUGAGUCAGGAUCUGGAAGACUCAUCGGGUUCCUCAGCACAAGGGAAGUUCAACCGAGAGCAGUUCUACAAGUUUAUCAUCUUCCCCGGCAAGUGGAUUAAAGUCUGGUACGACCGCCUCACCUUGCUGGCGUUGCUGGAUCGAACUGAAGAUGUCAAGGAGAAUGUGCUGGCGGUGUCGCUCAUUGUCCUGGUGUCCCUGCUGGGAUUUGUGACGCUGAAUCGAGGCUUUUGCAAAGACCUGUGGGUGCUCCUCUUCUGCCUCGUCAUGGCCAGCUGCCAGUACUCCCUGCUAAAGAGCGUCCAGCCCGACCCAGCCUCGCCCAUACACGGACACAACCAAAUCAUUACAUACAGCAGACCAGUCUAUUUCUGUGUGCUGUGUGGCCUUAUUUUGCUUCUUGACGCAGAGGCCGAAGCCUGGCGCCCUGCCACGCACACCGUGUAUGGCCUGCGGCUCUUCUCCCCGGGGUCGCUGCAGGCAGCCCGGGACCUCCUGAUAGUAUUUUUAUAUUGCUUCCCCGCCGUGUCCCUCCUCGGGCUCUUCCCGCAGAUCAACACCUUCUGCAUUUAUCUUCUGGAACAAGUCGAUAUGCUGUUUUUUGGAGGUUCUGCCGUUUCUGGGAUGACGUCGGCCGUUGCCAGCGUGGCCCGGAGUGCCGCUGUCGCCGCCGCGCUCCACAUGCUCUGCUUCAGCGCCGUGAAGGAACCGUGGAGCACACAGCACAUCCCGGCGCUGUUCUCAGCCUUCUGCGGCCUCUUGGUUUCACUGUCCUACCAUCUGAGCAGGCAGAGCAGCGACCCCUCUGUGCUCCUGUCCUUCAUUCAGUGCAAAUUGUUUCCUAAAUUUCUACAUCAAGAUCUGGAGGAAAUGGCGGAAGACCCUCUCCCCAAGAAGAUGAAAGAUUCGGUGAAGGAUGUCUUAAAGUCGGAUCUCCUCGUGUGCCCGGUGGCUGCCGUGCUGUCGUUUGCAGUGAGUGCCAGCACUGUCUUCCUGUCCUUGCGACCGUUCCUCAGCGUGGUGCUGUUCGUCCUGGCUGGCGCCGUGGGGUUUGUCACCCACUACCUGCUGCCCCAGCUCCGCAAGCACCACCCGUGGAUGUGGAUUUCACACCCCGUCCUUAAAAACCGGGAGUAUCAGCAACGGGAAGUGCAAGAUGCCGCCCAUUUAAUGUGGUUCGAAAGACUCUACGUUUGGCUUCAGUGUUUUGAAAAAUAUAUCUUGUAUCCAGCAAUAAUUUUGAACGCCCUCACUAUUGAUGCCUUUUCAAUAAGCAAUCACCGGAGACUCGGGACCCACUGGGACAUCUUCCUGAUGAUCGUGGCCGGCAUGAAGCUGCUGCGCAGCUCCUUCCGCAGCCCCGCCCACCAGUUUGUGCACCUGGGCUUCACUGUGAUCUUCUUCCACUUUGACUACAAAGAUCUUUCAGAGAGUUUCCUGCUGGACUUCUUCAUGAUCUCCAUUCUAUUCAGCAAGCUCGGGGACCUGCUUCAGAAGCUGCAGUUCGUCAUGGCGUACGUGGCUCCGUGGCAGAUGGCUUGGGGCUCCUCGUUUCACGUGUUUGCUCAGCUCUUUGCGGUCCCUCAUUCUGCCAUGCUUUUCUUCCAGACGUUCGCCACAUCCAUCUUUUCCACGCCCUUGAGCCCAUUCCUGGGGAGCGUCAUUUUCAUCACCUCGUAUGUCAGGCCAGUGAAAUUCUGGGAGAAAAACUACAAUACAAAACGCAUGGAUAAUUCCAACACCAGACUGGUGGUCCAAAUUGAAAAGGAUCCAGGCAAUGACGACAACAACCUCAAUUCCAUCUUCUAUGAGCACUUGACAAGGUCCUUGCAGGAGUCGCUCUGUGGAGACCUGGUUCUUGGGCGGUGGGGUAACUACGGCACCGGCGACUGCUUCAUUUUGGCCUCGGAUUACCUCAACGCUUUCGUUCACCUGAUGGAAAUCGGAAAUGGUCUUGUCACCUUUCAACUGCGAGGGCUGGAAUUCCGAGGCACCUACUGCCAGCAGCGAGAGGUGGAAGCCAUCACGGAGGGCGACGAGGACGACCGAGGCUGCUGCUGCUGCAAACCGGGCCACCUGCCCCACCUGCUGUCCUGCAACGCGGCCUUUAACCUUCGUUGGCUCACCUGGGAGAUCACGCGGACGCAGUACAUCCUGGAGGGCUACAGCAUCAUAGACAACAACGCGGCCACCAUGCUGCAGGUGUACGACCUCCGACGGCUCCUCAUCCGAUACUAUAUCAAGAGUAUAAUAUACUACAUGGUAACGUCCCCCAAACUCCUCUCCUGGAUCAAAAAUGAGUCCCUCCUGAAGUCCCUGCAGCCUUUUGCCAAGUGGCAUUAUAUCGAGCGUGACCUUGCGAUGUUCAGCAUUAACAUUGACGAUGACUACGUCCCGUGUCUCCAGGGGAUCACGCGUGCCAGCUACUGCAACGUCUACCUUGAGUGGAUCCAGUACUGCGCACAGAAAAGGCAGGAGUCUUCAAAGGCCCUGGACAGUGACGAGGACUCGCCCCUAGUGACCCUGUCCUUCGCCCUGUGCAUCCUCGGGAGGAGAGCGCUGGGGACUGCCGCACACAACACGGCUCUCAGCCUGGACUCCUUCCUGUACGGCCUCCACGCCCUCUUCAAAGGCGACUUCCGAGUCACAGCGCGAGAUGAGUGGGUGUUUGCGGACAUGGACCUGCUGCAUAAAGUGGUCGCGCCAGCCAUCAGGAUGUCCCUGAAGCUUCACCAGGACCAGUUCACAUGCCCCGACGAGUACGAGGACCCCGGGGUCCUCUUUGAGGCCAUCCAGUCCUUCGAGGAGAAGGUGGUCAUCUGCCACGAGGGCGACCCAGCCUGGAGGGGCGCCGUGCUGGCCAACAGGGAGGAGCUGCUCACGCUGCGGCGUGUGGCCGACGAGGGCGCCGAUCAGUACAAGGUCCUCAGGCUCCACAGGGGCUUCCUGAGCUUCAAGGUGAUCAAGGUCAACAAAGAGUGUGUCCGGGGCCUUUGGGCCGGGCAGCAGCAGGAGCUCAUAUUCCUCCGUAACCGCAACCCGGAGCGCGGCAGCAUCCAGAACAACAAGCAGGUCCUCCGGAACCUGAUUAACUCCUCCUGCGACCAGCCCCUGGGGUACCCCAUGUAUGUCUCCCCGCUAACCACGUCCUACCUAGGGACCCACCGGCAGCUGAGGAACGUCUGGUGCGGACCUGUCACUUUGGACAGCGUCCGGACAUGGUUCCGAACCAAGUGGUUAAGGAUGCGGAAGGACUGCCACGCCGGCCAGCGCAGUGGCGGCAACAUCGAGGACGCGGACGGAGGGGGCGCCCCGUCCACAGGCGGCAGCAGCGCCCCGGGUGGCGACAGCCAGGAGAGCAGCACAGAGCAGCCCAGGAAAGAGGGGGCCCGCCACUGGUCACCCCGGGAAGGGACACGGAGCACAGGCAGGAGGAAGGGCAGGAGUCAGUCUGUGCAGGCCCACGGGGCGUUAAGCCAACGGCCCCCCGCCUUGAGCUCGUCCGGCCCCAUCUUAGAAAGCCACCCGGCCUUCCUGCAGACGUCCACGUCGGCCCACGGGCUGGCCCCCAGGCUCUCGGGCAGCCGGCUCUCCUUACGCACCUCGGCCGCAUCCCUGCACUCCCAGCCCCCGCCCGUCACCACCACGGGCCACCUGAGCGUCCGGGAGCGGGCCGAGGCGCUGAUCAGGUCCAGCCUGGGCUCGUCCACCAGCUCCACCCUCAGCUUCCUGUUCGGCAAGAGGAGCUUCUCCAGCGCUCUCGUCAUCUCGGGCCUGUCCGCGGCGGAGGGGAGCAACACCAGCGACACCCAGUCCUCCAGCAGCGUCAACAUCGUGAUGGGCCCCUCGGCCAGGGCUGCCGGCCAGGCCGCACGGCACUUCUCCGAGCCGAGUGAACCCACCGAAGCCGAACACGGGCAGCUUCGCGGCCGCCGUCUGGCUGAGGCCAUGGCUGGGGGCCCCGGGGUGGUCUGCAGGCGAGCCAGCCAGGAGGACAUGGGCCUGGACGACACAGCUUCCCAGCAGAGCGCCUCGGACGAGCAGUAGGGCUGGGAAGGGCCCCUCAGCCGGAGAAACCGAGUCCCACAGGGGCUCCUUCCUCUUCUUCCUUUCUGCUCCCCCGAAACUGAAAAGAGCAAAUACUGUCAUCCAUGUGGGGCCCUUUCUGUGGACAAAUGAGAGCUGUUGUAGAAAACGGAAUAAUUUUAUCUCAGGUUCUUGAAAACUAGUUCACGUAAUGGGGGUCGGGGGGACAUCUUGACGGCAGGCCUCCUCGCCUGCUGCCCAGAGCUGGGAACAAGGGAGGCACAGGCACUUUCCAGAAUUUGAAGAUUCACACAGAAAUGAUGUAACAUCUAAAACAACUAGCUAGGGCACAUAAAUAACUUUCUGCCCUGAUGGAAAUAAGACAACUGCAUGUUAAAUAAUUGGCCUUUUAUACACUCCUGUCACCGUGACAAAGCCGUGAGCAGCCGUGCGAAUCAUGCCAUCCGUGGGCCAAGUGUGCUGAGGUUACAUCCACCCAUCAGGACAAUCUCGCUGCUUCGUAAUAUUUAUGCCGAUGUCGGGUGAGCAUAAACCAGCGACAGUGCACGCAGUCCCGCCCGCAGCUCCCUGUGACCCAGCCCAGCAGCCCCCACUGGUGUGAGCGUGACGUCUGGCCCAGGCAGGGCCGGAUGCCAUCUUGGAGGGACACAGUGUCCCACGGCGACUUCCCACACACACAGGACGUACGCUUGCUCCCCGGGCCGAGUGGU
This is a messenger RNA of Pteronotus mesoamericanus, 7130 nucleotides long. RefSeq names its product pecanex 2 (gene PCNX2). Gene Ontology annotation, cellular component: membrane. The transcript is spliced from 34 exons. Bases 1 to 6420 code for a protein of 2139 amino acids. The record is from RefSeq and is a predicted model, not a curated record. NCBI's taxonomy places the organism in Eukaryota, Metazoa, Chordata, Mammalia, Chiroptera, Mormoopidae.